Molecule: messenger RNA, 861 nt
Organism: Trametes versicolor FP-101664 SS1
Lineage: Eukaryota; Fungi; Basidiomycota; Agaricomycetes; Polyporales; Polyporaceae
Exons: 8
Coding region: 1-861 (286 amino acids)
Source: RefSeq, a predicted model, not a curated record
AUGUCCAAGCAAAGACCCCUCGCCGGAUACUGCAAUACUAUCCGUCGCAUCGCAUAUUUCACACAGGCCUUGGCUCCUGCCUUCCGUUCCAUAAAGUGGCAGGUCGCUGAACACCUUGAAUACGACAGCACGCUCGAACAACGAUGGGCUCAGUUUCUCAAGGAUUACGAAGCGGUUGUCGACGACUCACGAACUGCGGCGACCAAGUUGUCUGCGAUCAUGAACAUGUACACGUCAUUACUCAGUGCGUUCCAGGGAGCGGAAAGUGCUGAUGUUGUGCACGAACUGGUGACAUUCAAGAAGUCUGUCUCGGGCGCCGUUCCGAACGACUUCGAGGUUCGGCUGGAGGCCCUCAAGCGCGCUGUCAGUCAAUUUUUGAGCUCGCUGUCACCACACGCAGGAAGGGCUGAACUGAAGGGUUGGCUAGGGUCUACAUCAGCCGCAAUCCAAGCGGUUGUAUACCACCUGCUCUGGACCCCAUUACUCCACGUCGGCGGAAUGCUCGCGCCGAGGCCGGCCAACGGAUUCAACCAGGUUGGCGAGCCGAAUCGAGGACAGGUUGAGGAAGGGAAUACUUUUAAUGAGGACCCCGACUCGGCUCAGGACGUGAUCACAAACAUCAAGAACACGUUGGUCUCGCUCGAAGCGCAGAAACCGCUUUUCGGCGUAUUCCAACAGAUCGCGGAUGAGCUUGCAGCAGAGUUCGAGCGGUACUCCGCUGCGCUCGAGGCUGUGAAGGACGUUCCAAAGUCACCGUCAUACACCGAGGCCGUGGGGAAAGUUCACGCAAACGCCGCGUCGCGGGGAGAGGAGUGGAAGGAGCUCGCUCGGGUUCUCACCAACGAGUACGCAAGAGCUUGA